GAUCAUGUGACACUGAAGACUGGAGUAAUGAUGCUGAAAAUUUAGCUUUGAUCACAGGAAUAAAUUGCAAAAGCAGUUAUUUUAAAUAUUAAAAUAUUUCACCAUAUUAUUGCUUUUGCUGUAGCUACUUUGGAUCAAAUAAAUGCAAUAUUAAUGCAAAAGGCUUGGUAAACAGAGUUCUUUAAAAAACAUAAAAAGAUCUUACUGUUCAAAAACUUUUGACUGGCAAUGUACAUUUUCUCUAGUUAUAACACACAACAAUGUUCAAAAGUUUUAAACGUUGUUAAAAAAAAAUACAUUAAAAAUCUGGUAGCGUACAUCACAUAAAACUGUAAGGUUACACUGAUACUGAACUUAUUUUACUAGAAAUGUAGUCACUGAAAGAGUUCUUGAUGACUAUUAAUAAAUACUACUACUACUACUAAAAAUGCAACAUUGCAUGCAAUGGAGGCUUGCAUUUAUUUAUAUAACAUUGCAAUACCCAGAUACUUCUCCAUCUACUUCUCACUCAAUUUUUAAAUACGUAUUAGUUUUCAUAACAACACACAUAUCUAUAAUGCACACCAGAAACAGAAAACAGAAGUUAGAUUACAGAAGUGGCUUAUUAUUAGCAUAAUUUCGAUAUCACCGCCAUGUUCGCUGAUUGGCUCUCAGCUUCGCCUCUGCUGUGUCAUGGUGAGGUGUCAGCGAUUUAACUAGUGUAUCCUUUCACCUGAAUGAAUUGCGAAGAAACGGACAGGUAGCAGUUUGAGAACCUGAGAGCUUUGUCGAGACAGGUAAACAGCAGUAGAACUUGAUUGACCAGACGUUCUUUGCUGUAUAAAGCUGAUAAAAACCAACAAUGGAAACAAAGCAGUGUGAUGAGAUCACUGAGAUGGUGUGUUUAGAGUCGGAUUUGCAGGAUGGACAAAUGAAAGAGGUUGUGGUGGACGAGAGUAAAAUCCUGCUGGUGCGCAAUAAUGGAGAAUUUACUGCCGUGGGUGGUCUUUGCAGUCAUUAUGGCGUCCCGCUUAUCAAAGGUGCGUUGGUUGGAGAUCGAGUUCGUUGCCCGUUUCAUGGGGCAUGUUUCAAUACCAAAACUGGAGAUAUUGAAGAAUUUCCUGGACUGGAUUGUCUGCCUACAUACAAAGUCAAAGUUGAUGAUGGUAAAGUUUACGUGACCACUGAUAAAAAGAAACUGAAGAAGCGUGUUAAGAAAAUGAGCAGUAGAGUGCCUGGCGUCAAUCACACGGUUGUUCUGAUCGGAGGAGGUCCAGCUUCACUGCAGUGUGCAGAAACACUUCGUCAGAAUGACUAUGGAGGGAGAAUUAUAAUAGUUACCAAAGAUGAGCAACUGCCUCUGGAUAAAACCAAGCUUAGCAAGGCAAUGAAUAUUGAAAUUGAAAAGGUUCUACUACGACAAAGCGAUUUCCUUCAAGAGCAUGGAAUUGAAGUGUGGACUAAAAAAGAGGUAAAGUCUGUUAACACACAGGCCAAAACCGUGACUUUCAAGGAUGGCACAAGCCAACACUAUGACCAGCUUCUGAUUUCUACGGGUGGCAGAGCCAGACCUUUGCAGUGUCCUGGUGCUGAGCUUGAAAAUAUAAAAUUUCUGGAGAGCUAUAAGGACGCUACAGAAAUUUAUCAAAAGAGUGUUGGCAACAAGGCCGUCGUUGUUGGAACUUCAUUCAUAGGAAUGGAGGUAGCAGCUUAUCUGUCUGACAAGGCAGCCAGCGUCACGAUUAUUGGCAGCAGUAAGUUUCCUUUCCAGUCAUCGCUGGGUCCAGAAAUAGGAAAAAUGACAAUGCAGAUGCUGGAAGAGAAAAACGUGAAGUUUUAUACAAGUAACGGUGUGGCUGAAAUCCGGGGUAAAAGCGGAAAGGUUAAGGAAGUUGUUCUGAAAAAUGGUGAAGUCCUUCCAGCGGAUAUUGUAAUUGUGGGCAUUGGUGUCAUUCCCAACUCUGAUUUCCUUAAGGAAACAUCUGUGGAAAUUGAUUCACGCAAAGCUGUUGUUGUUGACAAGUUCAUGAAAACCAACAUUCCUGAUAUCUUUGCUGCUGGAGAUGUGGUGUCCUUUCCACUUCCUUUGGUUGGCCAUAAGAGAGUCAAUAUUGGACACUGGCAAUUGGCGCAAGCUCACGGAAGAAUCGCAGGCUUAAGCAUGCUGAAUCAACAGGUUGCGAUAAAUACUGUGCCUUACUUCUGGACAAUGCUGUUGGGAAAGGGUAUCCGAUAUGCAGGCUAUGGAGAAGGAUACACUGAGAUUGUUGUCAAAGGAAACACAGAGGAAAGAAAAAUCUUGGCAUUUUAUAUAAAAGAUGAGGAGGUUGUUGCAGCUGCCAGCAUGAACUUUGACCCUGCUGUCGCAAGGUUGGCGGAAAUGUUAUCGUUUGGGAACAGGAUCACUAAGGCUCAGGCACAAUCUGAUGACCUCAGCUGGUUGCAGCUCCCAUGAAAGUGCUUUGGCAACAAUUACCUCCAUGACUGUUUGAUCAUAGAUUGUUCAUCUGUCAUUAUAUUUGACUGACUGACCUAUAGCUUAUCUUCAGUAACAAAGACCGAUUGGUACUGUGUAGCUUUUUCCACAUAAAUGUUGUAUUUUUUCCUGGAAGAAAUAAACAGUUGUCAUGCAGUUAUUCUAAGAAA
Molecule: messenger RNA, 2625 nt
Organism: Labeo rohita (rohu)
Lineage: Eukaryota; Metazoa; Chordata; Actinopteri; Cypriniformes; Cyprinidae
Gene: aifm4
Product: apoptosis inducing factor mitochondria associated 4
Exons: 20
Coding region: 842-2434 (530 amino acids)
Cellular component (GO): cytoplasm
Molecular function (GO): oxidoreductase activity, acting on NAD(P)H; 2 iron, 2 sulfur cluster binding; flavin adenine dinucleotide binding
Source: RefSeq, a predicted model, not a curated record